CUCCCCUCCCGGCCCCGCCAUGCCGGAGAUCCGCCUCCGACACGUGGUGUCCUGCAGCAGCCAGGACCCGACUCACUCGGCAGAGAACCUGCUGAAGGCCGAUACCUACCGCAAGUGGAGGGCGGGGAAAGCCGGGGAGAAGCAGAUCUCCGUCAUCCUGCAGUUUGAGAAGGAGGAGCAGAUUCACAGCCUCGACAUCGGCAACGAUGGAUCGGCGUUCGUGGAGGUGCUGGCGGGCCGAUCCGCCGGGGACGGCGAGCAGGACUACGAGGUCCUGCUGGUCACCUCGUCCUUCAUGUCGCCCUCCGAGAGCCGCAGCAACUCCAACCCCAACCGGGUCCGGCUGUUCGGCCCCGACAAGCUGGUCCGGACCGUGGCCGAGAAACGCUGGGACCGGGUCAAGCUGGUGUGUAGCCAGCCCUACAGCAAGGACGCUGCCUACGGACUCUCCUUUGUGCGCUUCCACAGCCCCCCCGACAAGGAGGAGACGGGGGCCCCGAGUCCGAGGCUGACCAAGCUGGGCCAGUUCCUGGUCAAGGAGGAAGAUGGCGGGGGCGGCUCCCUGCGCCCCGGGGCCCUGUUCUUCAGCAGGGUCGGGAAGACCUCUCCAGGCCCCGCCGGCGGCCAGCCGGGCCCCAGCUAUGCAGCCGCCACUCUCCAGGCUACGGAGCCCACCCCGACCCCGUCUCCCCCGCCCCCUGUCACCAAGCCUCCUCCCAGCAGCAGCAGCAGCAGCAGCAGCAACAAGGAGCCUGCCACCGGCAAGAGGAAGCUGGAGCCGAGCAGAGAGGAGCCCGGGGGACCCAGGAAACCCCCGACCCCCCCAGCUCGUACCACACCCUCGGCCCCCAAGAAAGCUAGAGCCGCCCCUCCUCCGGCGGCCGAGGUGCCCCCGGUGCCCCCGGCGGCCGGGGGCAAGGCCUCGGGAGAGAGGAGGGGGCCGCCGGGGAGGCCCCGGGGCGGCGGCGCGGAGCUGGGGCAGGUCCUGGCGGGGGUGGUGGUGGUACUGAGUGGCUUCCAGAACCCGUUCCGCUCCGAGCUGCGGGACAAGGCGCUGGAGAUGGGCGCCAAGUACCGGCCCGACUGGACCGCCGACAGCACCCACCUCAUCUGUGCCUUCGCCAACACCCCCAAGUACAGCGCGGUGCUGAGCCGGGGCGGGCGGAUCGUGCGCAAGGAGUGGGUGCUGGACUGCCAUCGGACCCGGCGACGGCUGCCCUGCCGGCGGUACCUCAUGGCAGGACCCAGAUCCAGCAGUGAGGAGGAAGAGGAGGAGGAGGAGGAGGAGGAGGAGGAGGAUGGCAGCAGCGAGGAAGAGGCACCUCGGGCUCCCCGCAAGCGGCCCCAGGCCAACCACCAGCCCCAGCCCCGGCCGGCGAGAGCCGGUUCUCCCCCCGGGCCCCAAACCCCAGAGGAGACCCAGUCGGCCCCUUCUGCCCGGGACGGGGACACGGGUUCUGAGGGCGAGCAGUCAGACGGACGGGACGACGGGGCGGAGGAUUCGGGGGACACCGAAGACGAGCUGAGAAGGGUGGCAGAACUGAGGAGUCGGAAGAGGCCCCCAGAGGAGGUCAAGAACGGUGAAGACCCCUACGGGGGCUCAACCGACGAGAACACAGACAACGAGGAGACGGAGACCCCUGACCUGCCCAUCCCCCAACUCCCAGACUUUUUCCAGGGCAAACAUUUCUUCCUCUACGGAGAAUUUCCAGGCCAGGAGCGAAGACUACUGGUCCGCUACGUCACAGCCUUCAACGGGGAGCUGGAGGACUAUAUGAGUGAGAAGGUGCAGUUCGUAAUCACGGCUCAGGACUGGGACCCCAGCUUUGAAGAGGCCCUGGCCGACAACCCCUCCCUGGCCUUCGUCCGGCCCCGCUGGAUCUACAGCUGCAACGAGCGCCAGAAGCUGCUGCCCCAUCAGCUCUACGGGGUGGUGCCCCAGGUCUGAGGGGCGGCGGGGCCUCCCUCCUCCUCCUCCUCCUCCCCGCCCGCCCGGAGGGAGCCUGGUCCGGCCCUUCGUCCGAAUGGGGCGGGCCAAUAAAGAGCGGGAGCCCGCCGAGUAGCCGG
Ornithorhynchus anatinus (platypus) is the source of this 2067-nucleotide messenger RNA. It is a transcript of the gene XRCC1, whose product is annotated as X-ray repair cross complementing 1. The transcript is spliced from 17 exons. Gene Ontology annotation, molecular function: damaged DNA binding. Gene Ontology annotation, biological process: base-excision repair; double-strand break repair via nonhomologous end joining; single strand break repair. Gene Ontology annotation, cellular component: nucleus. The record is from RefSeq and is a predicted model, not a curated record. Lineage: Eukaryota; Metazoa; Chordata; Mammalia; Monotremata; Ornithorhynchidae. The coding region runs from base 20 to 1948 and encodes 642 amino acids.